This is a messenger RNA of Corythoichthys intestinalis (scribbled pipefish), 3752 nucleotides long. Its product is annotated as transmembrane protease serine 2-like. Gene Ontology annotation, cellular component: membrane. Gene Ontology annotation, molecular function: serine-type endopeptidase activity; protein binding. Bases 871 to 2232 code for a protein of 453 amino acids. NCBI's taxonomy places the organism in Eukaryota, Metazoa, Chordata, Actinopteri, Syngnathiformes, Syngnathidae. The transcript is spliced from 12 exons. Gene Ontology annotation, biological process: proteolysis. The record is from RefSeq and is a predicted model, not a curated record.
CAAAGUUGAUUGUGCUUGUUGUUGGUUCAAGUGGAAAACUUCAGAAGAUGUCAGAGAAUGAGGUGUGUCCACAUUACUUCGCCAUCACUCAUUAGAUCACUAGUGGUGACACAGUGACAGAGAACUUUGUAGAUGGAGCAGCUAGACAAAAAUAACACUUUGCAUCUAUUGAAGUAGUGACAACAAGUGGUGAACAGAUCUAAAUGUUGGAAGUUUAAGUCAUCCUUGAAGAAAAAUAUUGCGAGUGGACACCUUCAUAAGGAAAAACGAAAUGAGCACCAAUCCGGUAAGUUUUUUUUGUAUUGUUCUUUUAAUAUUUAAAGAUUUGAAUGCCGAGAUAAGUCAGUUUUGUGUGACACAAAUAUUUCUUCAGCCUUCAAAUGGUAAUAUUCAGGAGAUAUUUCAUCAUAGAAUCCAUAUUUUUACAUUCCAUCAUUCGUUCUCUCUGUAGUCCUCUUUGGCAUCAGUUGAUCUUUAUUUUUUUAUCAGGCAUAAAGCAGUCUUCUAUUUCUGACCCUUUUCUAUUUCAACUGUAGAAGCUACCUCGUUACAUUUGGUUAAGGUGUCUGACUGCCAAAGGGACAUUUGUAGGAGUUUUUGACUUGGGCGUUCUGUCUCCAUACUUCAGCGGAUUUUCCUUGCAUGCUCCAACUUGUCAAAAUGUUAUGUUAAUUAAUUGUUCUAAAUCAUAUAUGUGGGUGAGUGUGAAUGAUUGUUGGUCUAUAAAUUAGCUGAAGACUCGAGGUAGAGAAUUAAUGGCUGGAUCAUACACCACCUUCAUAUGUUGUGGGUUUAUGUCAGGCUUCUUCAAUUGAACUGGCAUGUUUUUGAGUUUUACUUUGAAUUCUUCAGUGGGUGGCCGUUGACAAGAUGCGGUCAGAAGUGAGGCCUCAGUAUGUUCAGCAUUUGGCCCCAAUAUCACUGCCUGAAAUCACUGUUGCGGCUCCACAACGAAAAGAUUUCAAACAAAGGUGUGCGGAGUGUAUCGUGUUUGCUGUGAUCUGCGCACUGUACCUCAUGCUGCCAGCUGGCAUCCUCCUGGCCUAUUACUAUUCCUCCACAUGUAUGCAUGGAUUACCAUGCGGUGGUAAUACAGGCUGUGUGUGGAAGUCCCAGUGGUGCGAUGGGGUGCAGCACUGUCCAGCGGGCCAGGAUGAAGCUUACUGUGUGCGGCUUCAUGGCUCCAGUUUCUUACUUCAGAUUUUCUCAACUCAGACCAAACAAUGGAGGACAGUUUGUUCUCAUGGCUGGACAGCCCAACUGGCCCAAGCCAGCUGUCGGGAAAUUGGAUACAGCAGCACAAGCAUUAUAUCAGGUCUGCAAGAGGCCCAUUCUGAUGAUGGAUUCUUAAUGGUUAAACCUGAUCCGAAGCCCAAUGUCCCAAUAGUUCAACAGCUUGUUCUCAGCAAUUACUGCCCCAACAACACUGUGGUGACACUGCUAUGUACAGAUUGUACAGCUGGGGUCAACUACAGCAAGGCCUCUACAGCCCACCAGGCUGCUAUCAGGGGGUGGCCAUGGCAGGUGAGCCUACAGCUAGCUGGCUCUCACCGUUGUGGGGGGGCUGUUCUUUCCCCGUACUGGAUUGUGACAGCAGCCCACUGUGCAAUGAUGGCAUCCAGUCCUGGAGAUUGGUCGGUAUAUGCUGGCAUUGAGGAUCCUUUGGGCACUCUCUUUAACCCCGCUCACUCUGUGAGGCACGUAGUCACUCACGAAGGCUUUGACAGAGUCACUCACAAAAAUGACAUUGCUCUUAUGAGACUGAGCAAACCUCUUGAUUUCACAGCCUCAAGCAAUGUCCGUCCAGUGUGCCUCCCAAAUGUUGGUCUUAACAUCUCGCUCCCUCUUAGUGGCUGGACAACAGGGUAUGGUGUUUUAGCCAAUGGAGAUUAUCCAUAUCUGGUUGAGGCACAGGUCUCUGUCAUGGAUGCCGUUGAAUGCAACAGCUCAUCAGUUUACUAUGGAAAAAUAUCAACGGACAUGCUGUGCACCAAAGAGGUGCAGACUGGACAGGACGUAUGCAAAACUGACAGUGGUGGGCCUUUAGUGUUAGAGAUGGGCAACCUGUGGUGGCUUGUGGGAGACAAUAUUUGGCCAGAAAGUUGCACUGACCUGAACAAACCAGGUGUUUAUAGCAAUGUCACCUUUUUCUUGGGAUGGAUAUACCAUCAGAUGAAGGCAUCUAUGAAGACAGACCUGCUUGACACUGAAACAUCAAGACUGAAGGCAUGACCAUUUAUCGAGCAAGAUAUUGUUUCCUCUUGGAUUAAGUGUUUUUGUAUCAUUGCCAACUAAGACACUGGGAGUUAUUUCCAUAGUACUUUCUCAUUUUGUAUUGAAAAUAAUUUCAUCUUUGCAGUCUUUGUUUUACUAACAGGUGUGACAUGAAGUGAAUGAUACAUAUUCUAUUAAAGUUGAUAGUUAUCCCUAUUUUCUUAAAACAUAUUAAUCAAGUGAGCAGCCAUAAUCUUUAAAGCUGCUUAGUCCACAGUUCCAGUAGUUGCAAUACCCAGACAGAAGUUUUCUACAUAAGAUUCAGGUGCCAUCAAAGUAUAAUCAUAUUAAGUGGAAAUUGUUUCAUUGCUUUACAGCCCGUUAUGACACAUUGAGGGAAGGGUGAUGCUUUUUUCCCAACCAACUCCCUGCUAGAAAAAAAAUAUAACAACCCAGUGUGCUGUUUAGAACAGCACAAAACAUCACCAGAAUAUUCAGAUUACCCAAUGUGUUUAGUAGGAAGUAUUUAAUGUUUUUUUUUUUUUAAUGAAUUCCUAUGCUAGUUUCAUUACAGUGAACUCAAACUACAUUAAAAUCUUUAAUGUGGUCAUAAUUCCUUUAUUUGCAACAAUUACAUACAUUUGGAUUAUUUUUCAAGCAAGCGCACUUGGUUUUGGCUUUCCUCAGUUUCAUUCAUAAAUCAGUUGCUUGCAAUGGCCAUCUAUUCCGCUAGAUGGCAUUAAAUAACACGUUUGGCUUUUCAAAGAAUCAAAGCCAUGUUUCAGGGUCCUGCAGCUUUGAUUGAAUUGAACGCAUAAUAUUGCUUAAUUAUGAUAAUCAGCAUGUGCCAAAAUUCAGAAAUAACCUCACCUUCAAAUUUCAAUUUUACAGUGGAAAAUAGCCAAAAUUAUUAACAACAGAACAGCAUUGACAACAGAUUUGGACACCAAUUCAGGCUGUACAAGUGCAAACCAUAAUUGGUCUUAGAAACAAAGUAAUCUCACCCAUUUUGCAUCGUUUCAGGUCAAAAUGUAGAGGCACUCUUAUUUUUUGUACAAGCGACUGAACAAAAUGUCAAGUGCUGAACCCAGUUCAUUGUAAAUGGACUGGACAGCCUGCGUGGUGAAUCAGUACAUCCAAAAACAUUCGUUUCAUCCAAAAAGCAAAUGUUUUGGCGCAGCCCUGACACAUACUGCCAGAACAAUACAAUAACCCCUCGAUUGGAGUCCGUGUAAACAAGUAUGGACUGUAUGUGCAUAGUUGACUAGUGACAUUAUUGUAAAAAAAGUGCACAAUCUUAGUUAUGUUGUCUGAAGGCACUAUGAGCAAUGUAAACAUUUCAGUUUCAAUAAUCAUUAGAGAAGUGUCAGUAGUUGUCAGGUAUCCGUUGAACUUUUUUUAAGUAAGGUUGUAAAUGUUUUGUUCAAGAAAAACAUUGAUUGCUUGGUCCACAGCGCACUAUUAGAGUUCAAAUAAAAACAAGUUCACUUUGCACCGUUAACAGUGUCUUUUGAAUGUUUAUACGAAGGAUGGUCCUU